Myxocyprinus asiaticus (Chinese sucker) is the source of this 4467-nucleotide messenger RNA. Its product is annotated as NACHT, LRR and PYD domains-containing protein 3-like. The transcript has 13 exons. Bases 123 to 3431 code for a protein of 1102 amino acids. Gene Ontology annotation, molecular function: protein binding. Lineage: Eukaryota; Metazoa; Chordata; Actinopteri; Cypriniformes; Catostomidae. The record is from RefSeq and is a predicted model, not a curated record.
UCCAUUUUGUGACGACUGCAGAUAUUACACGGAGAAAGAACUAUUCAACACAUAUCACAACUUCUACUCCUCUGAAGUGUCUGAAACAAUAAAUCAAUGCAUUGUGAAGUAUAUUGUAGGUGAUGGUCAGUAGUGAAGUGAACAUCAACAGUUCUUUUGCAGGUAUAAAUCAACAUUUUAAAUGUGUCAUGGCCUCCAGGAAGAGGCUCUUGAGAGAAAGUGACACAAAGACAAUGAAAAGGUCGAGACAUGGAGAAUCUCCUGAAUCCAGCUGUGUGUCCAUGAAGAGUGACUGGUCAAUGGAUCCUCCACUUAACUUCAGUUCAGGAGGUUGUGCUGAUGUGAGUAACAAAACGGAUGGAUCACAUUCCUUCAAACAGAAGCACAUUGAUUCUGUUUUCCAGGAACUUGAGCACAAAAUCAUCUCUCUGAUGAAGACAGAGCUGAAGAACUUCAAGAGACUACUGAGCCCAGAUUCCCCAGCAUGCUCUGAGAGAGCGGAGGAGGAGGAUGAAGAUCAGAGCAGUGUCAGAGAGGGGCUUCUGAAGAUCACACUGGACGUCCUGAGGAACAUGAAUCAGACAGACCUCGCUUACACUCUACAGACCAAAGUUUCUCCUUUGGGUGUGAAAAAACACAAAUCCAGACUAAAGGAGAAAUUCCAGAGAAUUAAUGAAGGAAUGUCAAAUCAAGGAAGGUCAACACUUCUGAAUGAGAUCUACACAGAGCUGUACAUCACAGAGGGAGGGAGUGGAGAGGUCAAUAAUGAACAUGAAGUGAGACAGAUUGAGACAUCAUCCAGGAGACCAGAGACACAUGAAACACCAAUCAAAUGCAAUGACAUCUUUAAAGCCUUACCUGGACAAGACAAACCCAUCAGAACUGUGCUGACUAAAGGAGUUGCAGGAAUUGGAAAAACAGUCUCUGUGCAGAAGUUCAUUCUGGACUGGGCUGAAGGAAAAGCAAAUCAGGAUGUUCACUUCAUAUUUCCACUUCCUUUCAGAGAGCUCAAUUUGAUGAAGCAGAAAAAUGUCAGUCUGAUGGAACUUCUUAAUCAGUUUUUCACAAAUACAAAAGAACUGAAAUCAACAGGCUUUAAUAAAUACAAAGUUGUGUUUAUCUUUGAUGGACUGGAUGAAUGUCGACUUCCUCUAGAUUUCCAGAACAAUGAUAUUCUCUCUGAUGUAACAGAAUCAGCCUCAGUGGAUGUGCUGCUGACCAACAUCAUCAAGGGGAAUCUGCUUCCUUCUACUCUGAUCUGGAUCACCUCUCGACCAGCAGCAGCCAAUCAGAUUCCUCCUGAGUGUGUUGACCAGCUCACAGAUGUACGAGGGUUCAAUGACCAUCAGAAGGAUGAUUAUUUCAGGAAGAGAAUAAAUGAUGAAAGUCUGGCCAAUAGAAUCAUCACACACAUGAAAUCAUCAAGAAGCCUGUACAUCAUGUGUCACAUACCAGUCUUCUGCUGGAUUUCAGCCACUGUUCUUAAGAGAAUGUUGGGUGAAGCAGAUAGUCCAGAGAUCCCCAAAACUCUCACUCAAAUGUUCACACACUUCCUGAUCUUUCAGACCAAACUGAAGACACACAAGUAUGAUGGGAAAUGUGAGGUGGAUCUACAGCAUGCUAGAAAGAGUAUUUUGUCACUGGGAAAGCUGGCUUUUCAACAGCUGGAAAAAGGGAACCUGAUCUUCUAUGAGGAGAACCUGAGAGAGUGUGGCAUUGAUGUCAGAGAAGCAUCAGUGUACUCAGGAGUUUGUACCCAAAUCUUCAGAGAAGAGGUUGGACUGUACCUGGGGAAGGUGUUCAGCUUUGUGCAUCUGAGCAUUCAGGAGUUUCUUGCUGCUUUAUUCAAAUUUCUGAACAACAAUUCAAGAAUGAGUGAUUUCCUGAAGAGUGAAGUGGACAAGGCCUUACAGAGUGAGAACGGACACCUGGACCUUUUCCUCCGAUUCCUUCUGGGUCUCUCACUGGAGUCCAAUCAGACAAUCUUACGAGACCUACUAACACAGACAGGAAGCAACUCUGACAGCAGACAGGAAAUAGUUGAGUACAUUAAGAAGAAGAUCAGGGAGAAUCCCUCUCCAGAGAAAUCCAUCAAUCUGUUUCACUGUCUGAAUGAACUGAAUGAUCAUUCUCUAGUGCAGGAAGUACAAACAUACCUGAACAGAAUUGACCGCAAAACUCAUAGCAGAUUAUUUAGAAGACAAUAUUCCAGUCCUCUCUCUGGAGUCGGUCUCUCUCCUGCUCAGUGGUCAGCUCUGGUGUUUGUGUUGCUGAACUCAGAAGAGAAGCUGGAUGAGUUUAAUCUGAGGGAAUAUGAUCGAUCAGAUGAAUGUCUUUUGAGGCUGCUGCCAGUGAUCAAAGCAUCCAGGAAAGCUGAUCUGUGGAACUGUAAUCUGACAGAGGAAAGUUGUUCAGCACUGGCCUCAGUUCUUAGAACAAACUCCUCAAGUCUGAGAGAACUGGACCUGAAUGAAAAUAAACUGCUGGAUUCAGGAGUGAAGCUGCUCUCUGCUGGACUGAAGAAUACAAACUGUAAACUGGAGAAACUAAAUCUGUGUGGCUGUAAACUGACAGAGGAAAGUUGUUCAGCACUGGCCUCAGUUCUCAGAUCAAACUCCUCAAGUCUGAGAGAACUGGACCUGAGGAACAAUAAACUGCAGGAUUCAGGAGUGAAGCUGCUCUCUGCUGGACUGAAGAAUACAAACUGUAAACUGAAGAAACUAAAUCUGUGUUGGUGUAAUCUGACAGAGGAAAGUUGUUCAGCACUGGCCUCAGUUCUCAGAUCAAACUCCUCAAGUCUGAGAGAACUGGACCUGAGGAACAAUAAACUGCUGGAUUCAGGAGUGAAGCUGCUCUCUGCUGGACUGAAGAAUACAAACUGUAAACUGGAGAAACUAGAUCUGUGUUGGUGUAAUCUGACAGAGGAAAGUUGUUCAGCACUGGCCUCAGUUCUCAGUUCAAACUCUUCAAGUCUGAGAGAACUGGACCUGAGUCGCAAUAAACUGCUGGAUUCAGGAGUGAAGCUGCUCUCUGCUGGACUGAAGAAUACAAACUGUAAACUGGAGAAACUAGAUCUGUGUGGCUGUAAACUGACAGAGGAAAGUUGUUCAGCACUGGCCUCAGUUCUCAGUUCAAACUCCUCAAGUCUGAGAGAACUGAACCUGAGGAACAAUAAACUGCAGGAUUCAGGAGUGAAGCUGCUCUCUGCUGGACUGAAGAAUACAAACUGUAAACUGGAGAAACUAAAUCUGUGUUGGUGUAAUCUGACAGAGGAAAGUUGUUCAGCACUGGCCUCAGUUCUCAGUUCAAACUCCUCAAGUCUGAGAGAACUGGACCUGAGGAACAAUAAACUGCAGGAUUCAGGAGUGAAGCUGAUCUCUGAUCUACUGGAGGAUUCACACUGUAAACUGGAGACAUUACAUAUUAAUUGACUGGAACAAUCACCUACAAAAGCAACAAAUGACAAACCCGACAACUGUCUUCAGUCAUGAACUGUUUAUUGGCCCCUACUUGACAAACAGCAGCAUUGACCCAGCAGAGCUCAACAUGAGGGACAUCUGUUAGUUAUAAACACACAGACAUGUUUAUAAAUAUGUGUAUUGAUGAAGCAGAAAAGUGAAAUGGAGUUGAAUGUUUUGAGUUUGUCAUUUACUCAGACAGUCAUAUGAUGUUAGUGGAGCUGAUUGGUGCACAGCUGAUCUCUCUACUAAAUAUGUUUAUAUCUUGUAAUUUCAUUGUGAAAGGAUCAGCAGGUAAUCCAAAUGUGUUAUAUUUCUGUUGUGUGGUUGCUGUUGGACUGUAUGUUUCUGUAUGUAUCUGAUCAAUGCUGUUGAUAAUCACAAAAAUUAAUUUCGACUUUUCCCUCCUAUAUACAGGUGCAUCUCAAUAAAUUAGAAUGCCGUGGAAAAGUUCAUUUAUUUCAGUAAUUCAACUCAAAUUGUAAAACUCGUGUAUUAAAUAAAUUCAAUGCACACAGACUGAAGUAGUUUAAGUCUUUGGUUCUUUUAAUUGUGAUGAUUUUGGCUCACAUUUAACAAAAACCCACCAAUUCACUAUCUCAAAAAAUUAGACAUUCUAAUUUAUUGAGAUGCACCUGUAUAUAUAUAUGAUGUAACAACGUAAACCCUUUAACAACCAUAAACUUUACAGCUCACAAUAAUACACAAGUUUUAACAGAAGCAUUCAUUUAAGAGCUUUUAUUUACUUCACAUUUUUGCCUUAAAACCUUCAAAUAAUCUGUCCCGUUCACUGUUUUGAGGAGCGACAAUUCAAAAUGAUUAUUUGUGGGAAUCAACAUUGUCACGACUGUUGUCGAUUCAGAUUAACUUGUAUUCAACCCAGAAUAUUCCUUUAAAAGUGUCAAAUAUACUUAUCUUGAGAUGAUAUACUUGUUUAUUAAGACAUUACUAGUCUGAUAUAAUGUUUGAAAUCGAACUGAAAUGUACAUUAAAAGUCAACAACACCGAC